Molecule: messenger RNA, 813 nt
Organism: Microsporum canis CBS 113480
Lineage: Eukaryota; Fungi; Ascomycota; Eurotiomycetes; Onygenales; Arthrodermataceae
Product: 60S ribosomal protein L2
Exons: 1
Coding region: 1-813 (270 amino acids)
Biological process (GO): translation
Cellular component (GO): mitochondrial large ribosomal subunit; ribosome
Molecular function (GO): structural constituent of ribosome
Source: RefSeq, a predicted model, not a curated record
AUGUUACAGCCGCAAUUGAGGGCGCCCGUGAGGCUCCUCGAAGGGGUCUUUGCCCAAUGCACAGCCCAAACCUCGAAUCGAUCGCAUUCCCAUUUAUCCAGACGGACGUUCAGUUCAAGAACCGUCGCAUCAUAUCUCCUCCAAUCUCAAUUACGGCCUCAACAAUCGUCCAUCCUCUCGCAGCUCGGCCAGGUCCGAUACGCCUCUCACAACUCGCAAGGUAGCGGAGCGAACAAGCACGCUAAAAACUCACCAGGACGAAGACUUGGUGCCAAAAAGACAGGCGGCCAAAGUGUGGUUACAGGAAAUAUCAUUUUCAGACAACGAGGCACGAAAUGGUUCCCUGGUGAAAAUGUCGGUAUGGGGAGAGACCAUACGAUCUUCGCCCUUGAGAAAGGAUAUGUUCAGUACUACCGUGACCCCGAGCGUCACCCUAAGAGAAAAUAUAUCGGUGUCGUUUUCAACAAGGAGGAUAAGUUGCCUACUCCGAAAAACGCAGUAACCAGGAGACGAUUGUCAAUGGUUGCUGUCCCGAAGAAGAUAGAAGAAGCUCCCGUGGAGGAACAGGCAGACGCCUCCAAGCCUGUGAAGUUGACAAUAGUUCCGUCUGAUUCAGGGCCUAGCUAUCGAACCGGAUAUAUGCAUCGUGAGGCGAACUGGGAGAUCGGAAGAGCUGCAGAGAAGGCUGGAAUCAAGGUCGAGGAGUGGAAGAGAAAGGACCGCUGGACGGCUUGGAGACGCAAGCUGGAGAAGAUAAAGCGAGUUGCACAGAUGAAGGAGCUGAAGAAGAAAAAGAUCAAGGUGAAAGUUUGA